GUGUUUAGUUGUUGUCGUGAAAUGUGUUUAUUAUCGAAUAUUUCCUUUGUGAUAGUGCAUAUUUUCAUAAGUUUAAUAAUUCUGGAACAUUUGUGUCUUAGUAUGGAGAUUCAGGUUUAUUACUGGCCCAUAUCAAAUAGGGAACUAACUACUACACGUCGUACAACAAGACCAAACCUGAGACAUAUUCAUCUCGUUGGAACUCCCCUGCUGAGUCACUGUGCCAAAGACGGAAUAUGCAUCAGCAGCAGUGCCUGUGCCUGGGAUCACAUAGUGCCGAAUGACAGUGAGUGCAUAAGAGAACACGAAGACUUCGUAUGCUGCUCCGCGACCAGCGUACAUAUACCACAGAACGUCUUCGCAGGCUACGAUUGGUUAUAAUAGCUAUAAUAUAAACGCCAAAAACACAAUUUGUA
This is a messenger RNA of Spodoptera litura, 416 nucleotides long. RefSeq lists its product as uncharacterized. The record is from RefSeq and is a predicted model, not a curated record. Lineage: Eukaryota; Metazoa; Arthropoda; Insecta; Lepidoptera; Noctuidae.